Molecule: messenger RNA, 1147 nt
Organism: Hibiscus syriacus
Lineage: Eukaryota; Viridiplantae; Streptophyta; Magnoliopsida; Malvales; Malvaceae
Exons: 7
Coding region: 106-879 (257 amino acids)
Source: RefSeq, a predicted model, not a curated record
AUUUUUAAGGAUUUACACAAACUUUUCUUACGUCUUCUUUGAUAAACAAACACAAAUUGUUAAACUUCUUUGAGAAAUCCCUAAACCAAACCCUUCCUCUCCAACAUGCCAGCGGUGUUGGAAGAAUUUGAGCCAAUUUUCGGCCAACCCAAGGUCGAAUGGACGGGUUCAAAUUCGGGUUUGGGCCAAUCAAGCGAGUUCGUUUUCUACCUUCAUUCUCCGGAUCCAUCUCAUCUAAGGAUUUGUGUCACUGAUUUCCGCGACGCCACUUGGGAGUCCGUACGCUCGGUUUCGCAGCUUGAUGACAUGAGGGACAGUGUUGGAAUAGGCGGCUCUUGGUCUGACUUCAUUCACUAUAUUCUAGCCUCCGUUAAGUCUGAGGAUGUAAAGCUUCUCUUGGAAGCAUUGCCUGAUUCAAAUGAUACUAAAUCUGCAAAGUUAGUUGCUCAGAAAUCAAAAGGAAUGCCUCGGAUUUCCUUUUCUCUUACAAAACUUACUGCUUCUGCUGCUUCUGACGCUAUGGCUAAUCUUUCACUGGAACUUUUUAAAGCAUUUAAAGGCUUGCAACAUCUAUUUAUUCAAGAACAAGAGCGCUGUUUGCAGUUGAAAAUAAUGUUAUCAGCUGAAAAGGAAAAGAAUGAAACCAUUCAGAGCCAAUUAGAGCUAAAUUCGAAGAGGCAAAAGUUACAAAAGACAAUGAAUUCAUUAGACAAAGCAGAUGUUUCUGCUCCUGGCCAAAGUUCCCCAGGUAAAUGUCACAAACAUGCAGCUCAGGACCCUAGCCCAGCAAAAGUGACCAAACGUGCUGUACCUGCACGUCGUAGGGCAAAAGUGAGGGGUGUCGUUUUGCAAGAUAGUGAAAAUGAAAAAGAUGGCUAGAACAUAAGGCGCUCUUGUCAAUCUUACAAUCCAACUAACGUCGCCAUUUUCGUUUACUAUACAAAGGUAAAGUUUUCACGUUGAUACGAAAGAAAGAAGUGAAGUUACAGUAUUAAGGCUGUUUGCUGCAUUGCUAGCCUUCUCCUGCUGUAUAUUGUUUACCAAAUCUGAAUGUGACUUAUGUUGCCAUUUGUGCUCUUGAAAAAUUGUAGAUAGUUGGCCUAAUUUCUUGCUCAGAAUUGUACAUAUCAGUAUCUUUUAAACCUGC